AUGGCAAUCAGCAAGAAGUCAAACAAGCUUCCUCAAACAGCAGCUCUCAAGCAGAUUCUGAAAAGAUGCUCAAGUUUUGGGAAGAAAAAUGGUUACAACAAUGAAGGUGGUCUUCCUGAAGAUGUGCCAAAGGGGCAUUUUGCUGUGUAUGUUGGUGAAAACAGAAGCAGAUACAUUAUCCCAAUUUCAUGGCUGGGCCAUCCAGAGUUUCAAACUCUGCUCCAAAGGGCAGAGGAGGAGUUUGGGUUUAACCAUGACAUGGGCUUGACUAUUCCUUGCGAAGAAGUCGUUUUUCGCUCUCUGAUGCAUCAAAUAUAUUGA
Prunus armeniaca (apricot) is the source of this 321-nucleotide messenger RNA. Lineage: Eukaryota; Viridiplantae; Streptophyta; Magnoliopsida; Rosales; Rosaceae. The record is from the annotation of a GenBank genome assembly.